This is a messenger RNA of Oryctolagus cuniculus (rabbit), 3380 nucleotides long. Lineage: Eukaryota; Metazoa; Chordata; Mammalia; Lagomorpha; Leporidae. The record is from RefSeq and is a predicted model, not a curated record.
GCGCGGGGGCUGCGCUCGGGUCCGCGCGACCUCGAAGCGGGGUGGUGGGCGCCGCGCACUCUGCGGUUGACCGGCGCCGCUCCCGGACCGGCUGGCGGGCGGGCGGCCCCCAAGAUGAAGGUGACCCGGGCGGGGGACGGGUAGCGCUGAGACCGCUGCCUCAGUUGGUGGCUCUGCGGACCGUCGGCCGACGGCUUCCUGCGGGAUACAGCUCCAGAUCCAAACACCUGGAGGUGGAACAGUUUGCAUAAAGGGGCAGUCAGAAAUGUCAACAGGGAACAGUUAGUUUGACGCCAGCCGGGCCUUCGAGAUCAAGCUGAAAGUAAUUUGGCAGACUCUGUGCUCUGCGGCUGACCUAACCAAGAGGAAGGCCAUCCAGGAGGCCAAGGACCGAGCUCUCGGGUAAACAGAAAACUGCCAACGCUGCUCUCUCCACACCAUCCAAGGACACAGUUCACAGCCUUUCCUAGUGUUUGUCUAAGGGCCAGGAGACAAAAUGACGUCAGACUUUUUGCCGACAUCGCUGAAUCCUGAAGAUAACAUAAACGAUGACACAAUCAAAAAGGACAGGCCUUACAAGGUCUUUUUCAAAGACAUCUUUUUUUUCAAAGAAAAUGAAAUGGCAGCAAGGAAAAGGGAAAAACUUAUGAGCCGGAACAUGAAAAUCCACCAGAAGUCUACUUUUUCCUCCCGAAUGAAGAGUCGUUCACACCUGGGCCAGCUAGGUUUUUACUCAGACAGAAGUGGGAGCUCAUUUGAAAAUUUUGGGCUGGAUCCCACCCUGAUUCUCAGAUUGGCAGAAGGUGCAGACACAAAAAAGACAGUACGUGAAUUUAUUAAGGACCAACGAGACAGGUUCCUACUUGAGUACGCUCUGUUAACCAAAAGAAACACAAUUGAGAAGUUUGAAAAGCACAUAGCAACGAAGGAAGGGCAACUGGUGAAAGCAGAAAAAAAGCUCCAAAAUGACGCCAUGGCCUUUGAGGAAUUCCUUCGAGAAAACGAUCAGAGAUCGGUAGAAGCUCUUAAAAUUGCAGCACAAGAAACCAUUAACAAACUCCAAGUGACGGCAGAGCUAAAGAAAGCAAGCAUGGAUGUGCAGGCGGUGAAGAGUGAAAUAGCAAAAACAGAAUUCCUACUUAGGGAGUACAUAAAAUAUGGAUUUUUUCUGCUGAAAUUAUCUCCAAAGCAUUGGCAAAUGCAGCAAGCACUAAAAAGAACGCAGGCAUCCAAGAGUAAAGAGGAAGUCGUCCUUCCAAAAUUAUUAACAAAAUUCUCCAUCAGUUCAAAUAAAAGAGAGGGCACCCCGGAUGAGUCCGAGGGGAUGUUGCUUUCAGGAGAAGGGAGAAGGAGCCAAGGAAAGCCACGCAAGAGGCCCACCCUCAACCCAGAGCCCAAGAAAUCAUCCAUGUCCAAUCGGCCUGAAAGCAUCAGUUCGGAGGACAGUCUGGAAUUCUUUCUGGAUGAGGAUGUGGACUUCGACCUGGAGCCGGAGCUUUAUUUCAAAGAGCCAGAGGAGCUGCUCCAAGUGCUCAUGGAGCUGGAAGAGCAGAAUCUAACUUUGGUCCAGUAUUCCCAGGAUGUAGAUGAAAAUCUGGAAGAUAUAAACAAACGAGAGAGAAUGAUACAGGAAAAAAUAAAUAGCAACGUGGACUUUCUGUUGGAGCAAAAGGCGAUGCUCAAGGCUAACUGUGUGAGAGAAGAGGAAAAGGCCGCGGAGCUGGAAUUAAGGUCCAGGCUGUUUAGUUUCGGAGAAUUUAAUUCAGAAGCUCAGGGUCAUUCUCAUCUUCUUGGGCAGAAGCGAGAAUUGGGGAAGGAGGCUACCUGGAAAACGAUUUUCCUUGCCCAGCAGUUUGUGGAGAUCCUCUUAGCUGCAAAUACCGGGUCCCCAAUGGACAAAGAGAGAAGUUUUCUUUGGGUCCCAGGACACGUUACCUACCAGCUCAAGAAUCUCCACCAGCAGUUACAAUCGCGCAGUGGCGAGGAAAAACUGAUUGACUCACUUAGUAAAAAAAUUAAUCAAGUAUACAGAGUCUGCAUUGGAGACGCUGAGGUUGGCAGCCUCAACCCAGUUCAAAAGCUGGUCAAGGUAGAGUCUCGCCUGGUAGAACUCAGUGACCUCAUCGAAUCUAUCCCCAAAGAAAAUGUGGAGGCGAUCGAGAGGAUAAAACAGAAAGAACGGCGGCAAAAGUUGCGUGAAGAGAAAAUGAAGGAAAAACUAAAGCACCAGGAAGAAAGGCUGAAAGCUGCUCUGGAAAGAGCAGUAGCACAACCGAAGAAGAAGUUGGGAAGAAGACUCAUCUAUCGUUCAAAACCUCCAUCUGGUAACAAACAUACACUACUUUUAGUCAGCGAUACAAGAACAAAAUCACUGGAAGAAGAAUAUUUUUUUUCCUGAAUAGGAGCAGUAAGACAUAUUAUUACCAGCAUAUUCUAGGUAUAUUUUGCAGAUUUGGGCUUUCAGUAAUGGCAAUAUUCCACCUUAUUACCUGUCCUAACCAAUGUGAGGAACACAGGCCUUUAUACUCAUUCCAAUAGAGUAGGAAUUAUUUUUUUGCAGGUUUUUAUUACUCAUAAGUAUUAUCUUAUAAAAUCUAAACAUUUAUAUCUAUAUAUUUUGAGUUGGCCCAGUGAAGGCAACACAUCCAAAAUUAGUUUACUGAUAAAACUAUGUGAUGAAUGACCAUGAAAGGUAAUAAUGGCUAUUCUCUGACAACAUGAGAAUUGAAAUCAUCUAUUUUCUCAACCAUUCUAUUGGGAGUUCAUAGCACACUGUCAUGAUGUACAUUCAUUCUACAGUAAUAACAGUGUAUAAACUGAAAAUACGUGAAGGGUUGUGAUGAGUUUAAAGCUGAAGAGAAAACUGCUAGAUUAUGGUCUCAGAACUUAACCGUGAGACUGGUUUUCUUUCACAGUAAAUUCUGUCCUAAAUACUUUAUUAUCUUAAGUCAACAAAACAUAUGUUUGCAGCCUGUCAGGGCACAAUUUCUGUUGUGCCCUAUCUCCACAAUUAUUUUAAUUAUCAGAUGUUCUGAUUUUAGCUACAGCAUGUACAUUAGUUAGCAUAUAUUAAUAGAGAACAUAGAAUUUAUUGACUACUAAGUAAAAAUAGUAUAUAUUAAUACUAAGAAAAUGCUUAACUUGUAUACAUAUUAAAAGUAGCUCAAGAAUAUAAAAAACAGUUGCCUUUAAAAGGUCUCAGUUAAUAUAUAAGGGCUGAAAUUCAUCUUUAAAAAAUUUCUAGGCAUCUACAGGAAAAAAAAGUACUGGGGUUAACAAAAGAAAACCACGCUGAAUCAAGCAGGAUGGUUUUUCAAGCAUUGGUUCUGAUUGGUUCAACAGGGGAGCUUUGCAUUUGUUUAAGUACCUACAUAUAAAUA